UUCUCUUCCCCACUUCUUUAUUAAUCUCCCCUCCCCUCAUUGAAUCUUGAAACUUAGAAACCUAACCCUAUUCUCUCUCCAUUUUGCACAAACUCAGAACCGUCCUAAAACCAUUCCUUUUUUCCCCAUCUUCUUCACGAUUUUUGAGCCUUUUAUAACAGCCCAUGUUCAGAAGAUCAUUCCAUUACCAGAAACUUUGGUUUCUUUUGAUCUGCAUUGGACGCGGACGGUUCUGAUUUGAUCACAGACAAAGACUCGUGAUAAAAGAGAGAGAAGAUAUACAGGGGAAGGUUUCUUUCAAUCUCUAAAGGAGUGGGUGGAUUCCAAACUGAGCAGACCAGGAGGGGAUGUGGAGGUACAUGCCAGCUGUAGCACAGGGUUGCUAUUUAUAUAAAACUCAGUAGCAGAGUUGGGGAAUUGGCUUGAGUGGGAGUGUUUAGUCUUAUUCUUGGUUGUCACUCCAUCUGAGAUUCCUUGCUGCCUGCAAGUGAUAUCUUUUGUCCUUGAAAUGCCUGCCUUUCCUUCCAAGUUUCCUUUCAGGGCCUGUUUCCACAUCUGGAAAUAAGUUAGGUUUUAAAUUCUCUUGGAAUUUAGUCUGAAUAUUACUCUAUAAAUCAGUAACAAUGGCUGUCUAGUGCACAGCGCAAGGGGCUUAAGAUGGCUUUCUAUUCUGCGGAGGAACAAACAGAGGAUUACCUUUUCAAGAUCGUCUUAGUUGGUGAUUCAGCUGUUGGAAAAUCAAACUUGCUUGCUAGAUUUGCCAGAGAUGAAUUUUAUCCAAACUCAAAAUCAACAAUAGGAGUAGAAUUCCAGACACAGAAGGUUGAAAUUAAUGGGAAGGAAGUCAAAGCUCAGAUAUGGGAUACAGCUGGUCAGGAGCGUUUUAGGGCUGUUACAUCUGCAUAUUACAGAGGUGCAGUGGGAGCUCUUCUUGUGUAUGACAUCAGUAGGCGACAGACAUUUGAUAGCAUUGGCAGAUGGCUUAAUGAACUUCACACGCACUCUGACAUGAAUGUUGUUACAAUACUUGUUGGGAACAAAUCUGAUCUCAAAGAUGCCAGGGAGGUCAGCACUGCUGAAGGCAAAGCCUUGGCCGAGGCACAGGGCCUUUUUUUCAUCGAAACUUCAGCUUUGGAUUCAUCUAAUGUAGCUGCUGCUUUUCAGACGGUGGUUAAAGAGAUUUACAACAUCUUGAGCCGAAAGGUUAUUCAAUCUCAAGAGCUCAAGCAAAAGGAUCCUAGCUCGAUUGGAAAUGGAAAGACUGUGGUUCUACAGGCAGAUGGGAACCAAGAUGCAGAUGAGCAAAGUAAAAAAGGUCGGUGCUGUUCAUCGUGAAGUUGGGCAUUGUAAAGACAUUCUUCUCUCUGUGAUCUGAAUGUCUCAAAUCCCUUUUGGCAAUUCUGUUGUAGUUCGCUUUCCUGAUUGUGAACCAAUUCCUUGUUAGUGUUGAAACAGCAGGGAAAGUGUCUUUUGAUAGCGUUCAGGGGGCUAUAGGUGAAACUGUACCCACAAGAGUGUAAAUGACCUGUGAGAGGUUACAAGAUUUUGUUUUUGUUCUCCGAUUUUUUUGCCUUCUGUCCGGUUUGUUUGAAUUUGUAUGGUUAUAUGUACCCUUGUAAAGUAUGUUAAUUUCAUGGAUC
Messenger RNA from Coffea eugenioides, 1640 nucleotides. Its product is annotated as ras-related protein RABA5a. NCBI's taxonomy places the organism in Eukaryota, Viridiplantae, Streptophyta, Magnoliopsida, Gentianales, Rubiaceae. The record is from RefSeq and is a predicted model, not a curated record. The transcript has 4 exons. Gene Ontology annotation, molecular function: GTP binding; GTPase activity. Bases 658 to 1335 code for a protein of 225 amino acids. Gene Ontology annotation, cellular component: endosome.